Messenger RNA from Dovyalis caffra, 1446 nucleotides. NCBI's taxonomy places the organism in Eukaryota, Viridiplantae, Streptophyta, Magnoliopsida, Malpighiales, Salicaceae. The record is from the annotation of a GenBank genome assembly.
AUGGCGGAGCAGGAGAAGGAGCCAAUAGAUAACAACAACGACAACAACAAAGAAAUAAACAACGGCUCAACAGAAUCUAACAACAAUGAGAAUGAUAACAAUAAGGAUAAAGAGACGGAGAAGAAAAAUGUAGAUCCAGAAUUGUUCAGCUGUCAGCUUCAGCCUGUUACUUCCGAUUCCGAUCCUGAUUACAUCGGCAUUCGCCGUCUCCUUCUUUAUCGAAAGGCUGAGUCUGGUGUUUAUCGCCGUCUUUGGGCGUUUGCUUCAACCUACGAGUUCACUCUCCCAUUUGUUCGAGGUGGACAGCUGGACUUCCAGCCGGGUAUGCCUCAGUUUCUUGUGGACUUUCUUUUGGACCUGCGAAGUAUCAAUCCGUCUUCUACUCACAGAACAAGUUUCAGCUCAACUGCAAGCGAUAAUGAUUCCCUACAUCACCGAGGGGCUGAACCUGCAUAUUCUUUUGUAGGAAUGCAUUGCAUCUUUGAUCAAUGCAAAGCUGCUGUUACUGUUUUGAAGUUUGGACACACGAGUUCUGAUUUACUUGCAUAUGGGGCAUCGGAUGGAACCUUAACUGUGUGCACUGUCUCAGAGCCACCUUCAGUCAUCAAAAGAUUAGAGGGCCAUUCUAAAGAUGUCACAGUUUUGAUUACUCUGAAUGUGGUUUAUAAUCAGUUCCACACAUCAUCGACUAUCUCUAAGGUUGAGGACACUGGUUUAACUAUGAAUACUUGCUACAUUGCAUCAGCAUCCAUGGAUAAAACUGUGAGAGUAUGGGAGUUGUCAAAAGGAAUUUGCAUUCGAGUAAUAUAUGGAGUCUCUUCACAAUUGUGUAUUCGUUUUCAUCCUGUAUUCAAUUUCAGCACUGGCAGGAUUAUUAGUAAAUUGGUGCUUGACGAUAAGGUUACUGCUUUGGACCAUGAUCACACUGGUCACCUCAUUUUCUGUGGGGAUGCACAGGGAUGUGUAUACUCCACAAGCAUGGACUCACACACAGGUGCGUUGUCUCGGUCUCAUCGCUUUCGAAGUAGUGGCAAGAGCAAAUAUCCAACAACAACUGUACAGUACAGGAGUUUCUCUCUGCUAGCUGGAGGCCCUGUGUUGCUGACCUGUACUCAAGACGGAAGUUUGUCUUUCUUUAGUGUUGCCUUGGAAAUAAAAGGUUAUCUGACACUUCGUUGCACACUCAAAUUGGCUCCACGAGUACAUAGCAUCAGAGCUUCUUUCUGCCCCCUGCUUUCCCUUGAAAAAGGAGAAUAUGUAGUUGCUGGAAGUGAGGAUUCAAACGUAUACUUCUAUGAUUUAACUCGGCCAAAGCAUACAUGCGUCAACAAGCUACAGGGUCAUCGCUUUCCAGUUGGUGAUGUUGCAUGGAACCACGGGGAGAACUUACUGGCUACAUCCGAUCUUUAUGGCAUCGUUAUUGUAUGGAAGAGAGCAAAGACAUGA